AUGGAGAACCAGAACAUAACUAUGUUGAGAGCUGUUGAUGCUUUUCAAGAACAGUUUUCGGUCAAGGUUAGGGUGAUCAGGGUUUGGGAACACCCUGAGAGGAGAAAUCCCAGUCAACUUUACUCAAUGGACAUGAUUCUAAUUGAUGAAGAGGGUACAAAGAUGGAGGCUAACUGCUUGAAUUGUGUGUUACCACAGUUUCUUCUAGCAUUAGUGGAAAAGCGAUGUUUGAUUGUUAGGAAUCCAACAAUAGGUUUUAAUAACUCUAGAUGCAAGUAUGUUGACAAUCAAAACAGGCUAUGUUUCCAGAGUACAACCCAAGCUAUUGAAUGUGAAAAUUUUGGUGGAUCUCCAUACGGCUUUGAUUUCGUGAGCUUUGCAGACAUCUUGAACAAUACUGUUAUUUCAAAUGUUACAGUCGAUGUUAUUAGUUAUUUGACUCGAUCAUUUCCAAAAGAGACUGUAACUAACAAAGCAAGUGGGAAGCAACCUGUGAAAGUUACUAUAGAGAUUUCUGAUCUGGAGCGUCGGACAGUAUUUCUUACCCUGUGGGAUCAAUACUGUGAUCAAGUUUUGUCGUUCUUUGAAAGUAUCAAAGGAAAAAAUGUUCAUGCCAUCAUUAUAUUGCAGUUUGGAAAGGUCAAGUGGUGGAAUGGUGUCGCGUAUGUUAACAAUUCAUACACGGUUAGUCGGCUUUUUUGCAAUCAUGAUUGUCCUAAAGUUGAUGAGUUCAGAAACAGUCUGAUUGCAAACUCUGUUGAGGUUAGUGAAUCCACGAGCCUUGGUUCCAUGGCAAAAUCUGUUGAAGAGGAAUUCUUGGAGGGAAAAGAUUUUUUCAACAUUUCUGAUGUUUUUUCGAUUACGACGGUCAUUGUUGUGGGGAAUAUAAUGGGUAUUUAUAAAGAUGAAGGAUGGUUCUAUGAGGGUUGCAAUAGAUGUAACAAGAAGAUCAACAAAGUUGUUCAUCUGAAUGAUGACACACAGGAAUCAGGUUCAGGUGUAACAAAGGAGGUUCUUACCUGUCUCUCUGAUCGUUGUGCUUUUAAAACUAUAACUUUUUCUCUCAAGUAUAAGAUUCAACUUAGGGUUCAAGACCCUUCUGCCUCUGUUACACUUACUUUGUUUGAUCGCGAAGCACGGAAGUUGGUAGGAAAGUCUAUUGAAGAUAUUCUUAUUGCAAACCCUGAAUUUCGUUCUGAUGCUUUGAAGAUUCCUGCUAAAGUAGAUGCGUUGGUUGGCCAGAAUGUUGCUUUUAAAAUAGACGUUACCAGUUAUGUCUUGAAGUAUAACAUCCAUAAGUAUGGUAUCACCAAGCUGACAGUGGAUCCUAACGUUAUAUCUCAACUUCAAGAGAAACAACUUCUUGAACAGUACUGCUAG
Messenger RNA from Helianthus annuus (common sunflower), 1380 nucleotides. RefSeq names its product replication protein A 70 kDa DNA-binding subunit D-like. The record is from RefSeq and is a predicted model, not a curated record. Gene Ontology annotation, biological process: DNA recombination; DNA replication; DNA repair. Lineage: Eukaryota; Viridiplantae; Streptophyta; Magnoliopsida; Asterales; Asteraceae. Gene Ontology annotation, cellular component: nucleus. Gene Ontology annotation, molecular function: DNA binding. The coding region runs from base 1 to 1380 and encodes 459 amino acids. The transcript has 9 exons.